GGCGCGAGGCUGCGGUUACAUCCGCCGCUGAGCCGCUUCGGGUCGGGGCUCCUAGGGCGGCCGCGGCUGCCGCUGUCGUACGGGCUGACGUGCGGCGGCGUCCCCUCCUCCUGCGUCCGUCAGCAGUGACGAGUUGGCUACGUCAGGCCCGGCGCCGCGGAUAUAUAGACAAGACAGUGGAGAAGGAGAAAAGAAUUGAUUGCAAAUGUCUUAAUAAUGAGCAAAAGUGGCAAGAAAAAAUAUAUUAAGACAAAUAUAAGACAAACAGCCAUGGCAACACUUGACUCCCAGCAGGAUGGAAGUGUGCUGGGCACUGUGAUGGGGAGCAGAUCUGCUCAUUUGCAGACUCGGACUGCACAAACUCCAGUCCCUGCUGUAGCUCAGGUAGCAACAGUUACAGAGACGGAUGAGCCUGCAGACUCAGAAGGUAUAAUUGAUUCUCAUAAACAGAGAGAAAUCCUUUCACGGAGACCCUCUUACAGAAGAAUACUGAAUGAACUUUCCUCUGAUGUGCCUGGUGUUCCCAAGAUUGAGGAAGAGAAGUCAGAGGAAGGAGGAAGGCCCUCUAACAUCAGCAGCAUGGCUGUACCAACUAGCAUAUAUCAGACUUCCACGGGGCAAUACAUUGCUAUAGCCCAAGGUGGAGCAAUCCAGAUUUCUAACCCGGGAUCUGAAGGUGUUCAGGGCCUGCAGGCAUUAACAAUGACAAGUUCAGGAGCUCCUACUCCAAAUGCCACAAUUGUACAGUACGCAGCGCAGGCAGCUGAUGGCACCCAGCAGUUCUUUGUCCCAGGCAGCCAGGUUGUUGUUCCAGAUGAGGACCCUGAACUUGCCCCAAGUCACAUGGCUGCGGCCACGGGUGACAUGCCAGCGUACCAGAUCAGGGCUCCUGCUACUGCUUUGCCCCAGGGCAUGAUGAUGGCUGCCUCACCGGGAACCUUGCACAGUCCCCAGCAGCUGGCAGAAGAAGCCACUCGCAAACGAGAGCUGAGGCUGAUGAAAAACAGGGAAGCCGCUCGGGAGUGUCGCAGGAAGAAGAAAGAAUAUGUCAAAUGUCUUGAAAACCGCGUGGCUGUGCUUGAAAACCAAAACAAGACCCUCAUUGAGGAACUCAAGGCCCUCAAAGAUCUCUAUUGCCAUAAAGCAGAGUAACCGCCUCUGCCUUGGACCUUGUUUGUUCUGAACCCAAUCAAGGCAGGGGAUGCCGUAGUUCUAACUGCCCAUCGGACUUGCGGAAGGGACACUCGGGACCUUAACUAAGAGUCCAGUGUGGUUUAGUCUUUGAAAUGGAAUUAGGAGUACUGUUCCAAGACUUGGAACGCCACCUAGGCCUCUGUCGCCAAGCUUACUUCAGUCUGCUUGUCAGUAGCAUGCACAACAUGUUUGUUUGCCUUUUGCUUCUACUUUUUCUAGGGAAGCUGCUAAAGAAUGUCGACGCCGAAAGAAAGAAUAUGUAAAAUGUCUGGAGAGUCGUGUUGCAGUCCUGGAAGUUCAGAACAAGAAGCUU
Molecule: messenger RNA, 1507 nt
Organism: Octodon degus (degu)
Lineage: Eukaryota; Metazoa; Chordata; Mammalia; Rodentia; Octodontidae
Gene: Crem
Product: cAMP responsive element modulator
Exons: 9
Coding region: 217-1152 (311 amino acids)
Biological process (GO): regulation of transcription by RNA polymerase II
Cellular component (GO): ATF4-CREB1 transcription factor complex; nucleus
Molecular function (GO): protein binding; DNA-binding transcription factor activity, RNA polymerase II-specific; RNA polymerase II cis-regulatory region sequence-specific DNA binding
Source: RefSeq, a predicted model, not a curated record